Molecule: messenger RNA, 1469 nt
Organism: Bursaphelenchus xylophilus (pine wood nematode)
Lineage: Eukaryota; Metazoa; Nematoda; Chromadorea; Rhabditida; Aphelenchoididae
Source: the annotation of a GenBank genome assembly
AUGAGUGCCGAAGGAUUUUGGCUCUUCGAUGGGCUCGAAGAUACCCCUUACGGUCUUCUGCCCUUGGUGAAUCUGAAUGCCAAAGGGACUGCGACGUCCACAAAAACGGUCGAAAGAAUCGGGUCUUAUCAAUGGAGAUUGGAGGAGGAUGAUCCAGUUAUUUUGGUAUGCUUAAGUGACAUCACUCAUCAGCUGACUCGUUUUGGGUCGGAUUUAUGAAACUUACACUAAAAUAAUGAUGACUUUUAGAUCCCAGGUCUACCUCCGCAAUCAUCUUAUUGGCCUGGCGGAAAAUUGGUUCAAGAUCGAGGAGUUUUAAUUUAUGACGUCAAUCACUUGAAAGUAUGUCCAGAAGUUGCUGUUUUUACACUUUAGGUGAAAGACGGACCCCUGGAUACGGCCAUUCUGGCAGCCAAAUUAUUAGCAGAGAAAAAGAAGAAACCCAUCAACUUCGAUGAAUACGACUUCAUCACUGAUGCUGUUAAUCUCCAAAAGAUCUUUGCGUUUGCCCAAGAGGCUGGUGAAGGGCUCUUCCGGAUUGACUGUGAGAGGGUCGGAAAGACCGUACUACUCACCCGGUAAGACAUUCAAAUUAUAAUAUGCAAAAUGUAAAAUAAUUCAGAAUGGAAGCCUCGGAUCUGAUGGAGAUUGGGCAUGUGACAUUUGACCAAAACUUGAAAGCUAAGAUAAACAAACCACGUUCCAAGCACACCACCGGGCCCUUCUUCCAAUUAGUCAGCUAUAAAUUCGGGGAUUUUAAGAUUCUUGUCAGAUAUGAAGUAGACUCUGCAGAUUACGCAGCCAUUAAAGCCGCCGAUCCGUAAGUCGUCUUUUGAUGUUUCCUUAUGAAAAAAUAAUAUUACUAAUCAUUUAUAUGGUUUAAUGUUUAAGCGAUCCAUCCAAAGACCCGGAAACAGUACCAGAAUCCAAAAAAUUCGCAGAGAAUGAAAACAUUAAGUACAUCGAGUUCGGAGAGACGCUACGGGGAAUUCCUUUGCAACUUCUGACAACUUACCCUCAGGGUGCCGGAUUCCCUUUCUUCACAUGGGCUCAGUUAUUCUUCACUGCCGCUGAUCAGGAGAUUGUUGGAUUCUUCAAAGGGAAUGGGGAUUUCGGCAAACCGGCCAUCUACCCUUUGACUGAAGUGUCCAAGUUAAUGAAGCCCCUUCCUUAUGUUGUCUUGAGCAAGGUAAGUCUUAUUUCCAUUGUCACGCCUACAAGCAAGGUCUCCUGGAAAGUGCUGGUUGUGUAUAAAAUAAGUGAUAUUUCAGGUGCACGAUUGUCUGAACAAGAUCCGAAAAUUCCUGAUCACAAACGAUUCCGAUUUCCGAUGUGGUCUCAUCUGGAAGGGGAAGCCCAAUCUCGAGAUCUAUGCCAAAUUCCCUACCGCCUCAGGGGCGAUUACUCCAAAAGUCCGGGAGCUUCUUCAACAACAGUGUAAAGAACCUGUUUCUGAGGACCAAAAGUAA